CAGUGACAGAUUUUCUAACCUUAUGAAUGUUUUAAGAAAUGAAUAUUUUUUUUCUCUUUUAUUAUUACAUAGAAAAAUUAUUAUUAUAAACAAUGGGGAAAAUAUGUAAAUAAAAUAAUAAAUAUUAUGUAAAUUUUAUGUUUUUGUAUCGUGAAUUAAGAGAUUAGUUGUAUAUUUAUAAAAAAAAUUGUUUUUUGAAAAUGUUUGAAUUGCCAGCUGAAUUGACAGCUAAACCCUUGGCCUUUGUUGCCAUUACGGGUUUAAAUAUGUCAAAUACAAUUCACAAAUCGAUUUGGGAUGCAUUUAUCAAUAAUCGUCGUCCCGAUAGUGCUGCAAUUCAGUAUAAAUUAUUAACUGGCAAUCUUGAAUUUCCAACUGAGAAACCAAAGAGAAAUUCUUACGAAUGGUACAUACCGAAGGGAAUUUUAAAGAGAAACUGGAUGAAUAAAUAUUUAAAUGAAAUUCCAGCUCUUGUUGUCGUUUUCUAUGAUCUUGAUUGGACAGAUCCGAUGUGGAACGAAAAAACAAUGGAAUGUGUCUCUAGAGUUCGUUCUCUAAGAGGCGUUUUAGGAGAGAGGAACACAAAGUACGCAAUUGUUUUGAUUCAAAGACACGCUGCGCCUCCGGGAACGGAGGACGUUCUCGCAACGGAAAGAGCGACCGCACUUUAUACCGCCUGCGAUAUUCCUGCAAAAUCACUGUACAUUCUUCCUCUCGGCGAUCAUCUUAUAGGAUACAUCACCAGAUUGGAAGGAGCUUUUAACGAUUUAGCGCAAGGAUUUUAUCAUCUCGAAUAUCGUAACGUGAAAGGACAUCGCGAUCAAUUGAAUAAAACGACUCAUCAAUAUUUAUUUGUUCGACAUCAGUUCAAAAUGGGCUUUUUUAAUGAACUCAAACACGAACAUCAUACAGCUCAAAAACACUAUCAGCAGGCUUACAAUAAUUUACUCGACAUACGAAUGGUCGACACGAACUCAUUGGAAAUCAAAACAAUAGCCAGUUUUUUAAACUAUAAACUCUGUAAAUUAAUGUUUUCACUAAAUCUUCCGAAAGAUGCGAUUUCACAGUUUAAGAGUCACACUGAAAGAUUUAAAAUAAGACCGGGACCGCCGGAAUUAAUAUUCGAGCAUCACGCAUGGAUGUCGAGUCAAUAUUCAACGUUCGCCGAAUUAUUCGACGACGCGAUUCGACAGGGACUUCCAGCUGUUCAGACACAGCAUCCUGGCUAUUAUUUCCAACUGGCGGCAAAAUACGCGAGCGAAAGGCAAGCGGCUUCAAAGGAAAUUUGCUCUAGUGUGGAAUCGUAUCCAGAGCCGGAUCCGUUGGCCGACGAGGAGAAAUUGGAAUUUUACGGACAAAGGCCGUGGCGACCGGGGAAACUGAGCGCCGAACCAGCGGAUACAAUGGGCGAAUCUGCGGCAAUUCAGGCUCUUCAAUUUAGAGAGAAAACCACUGUUAAUCAUUCUAUGAUAAUUAUAGGCCUCUUAGGAAAUGCAAUUUCACAAUUUAAAAUCUAUCGAUGUCCGCGAAUGCGCCGAGUACUUGUUAUACAAAUGGCGGAGGAGUAUUUUAACGCAAAAGAUUAUGGAAAAGUUUUAACAUUGUUGAUUCAUAUGUUAUGGGAAUAUCGAAGUGAGCGCUGGCCGCUUUUACAUACGAAUAUUUUAAAGACUGCUCUACGCGCUGCUUAUUUGUCAGUGAGCGUUCAGGAUUAUCUUGCGCUGGCCCUCGAAGCAAUUGGACCGACGACAUUGUUUUCCGAUGAACAUCGUUCCUCAAUUCAUGCAAAUAUUUUCAAUAUUCUCCAGAGGAAACCUCCGAAUCCAGAGGCAGAUUUGCCGGAGAGUGACAAAAAUGUAAUUCAAAAAUGGAGCGCGGAACUUUCCCGACCGGAGCCAAUUUUAUUUACAAUCGACGACAACACAACAUUGUCGUUUAUUGAAAUUAAAACGAGAUUCACUGAACCAAAGUACACUGUUAAUUCGACUGUCACCAUUGAAGUUCUCGUCAGGAACUCGUGCAGAGAGAAUAUUGAAUUUUCGAAAAUCACGGUAACAAUAAACAAUCCUGGUUACAAUUUGGAAAUCCCGAUAAACGGAAGCGCUGACGAUUUCACUUUUCACGAGGGCGAGACGAAAAAAUUCAACUGUCAAUUUCAGGUCGAAUGCAAUGGAAAUGAAAUUCAAAUUAGCGCAGUUUCCUUCUAUUUGGGACGGGAGAAUAAUUGUUGCGUCAUUAUGCGAUUCUCGCCCAACGGAAGUGACAACACUGUCGAUCGAUUGUAUCCCGAAAUUCAACAACUUCGAAGUAACGAAUUUGACAGAGUGAGGAAUUUAACGACAGCGCAAAUAAAGCACAAGGAUGCGAAAAUUAUUUUAAACGUCGAAUCGGAAGAGCCAGCACUACUCGGCGAAUGGUUUCCAAUAAAAAUUUCCGUCACCACCGCCGAGAGUAUAUCGAAAAGUUUUUUAAAAAUGCAUCUUUUAAAUCCUGGGAAUAACGAGCAAUUGACUGAAUUGAGUUUAAAUGCAAAGGAAAAGGAAUCGAAUCUAUCAGUGGAAGUGAAUUUAAUGGAAAAUAAAAGUUUCGAGAGAAUUUUCUAUUUUCGUGCACAUAAAAUUGGAAUGAGAAGUUUUAUGAUAAAUUUAGAUUACAUAAUGAAUGAGCAGAAUAAAAGUUCAGAGCAAUUAACAAUAAAUGUUGGUGUUGUGAAACCAUUUGAAAUUACAACACAAUUUUAUACAAUGCUUUAUGAACCAUUGACAAAGGGUUUUAUUAAUGAGCCAUUCUUCAUCAUGCCACACAUUAAUUGUACAUCGCCAUGGCCCAUCAAAAUUCUAGGCACAUCCAUUGAAUUGGGCGAUUCAAUUCAAAUGGAAAAUGAAGAAGAAGAAGAAGAAAAUAAAGAAUGUAUUUUAUCUGGAAUUAUUCUCAAAGAAGGAGAAUCUGGAACGGAUGUUUAUUCGGUUUUUCCGAAAAUUGGUAGCGAACAACCGACAAGUACUGGAGUCUACACCGUGAGAUGGAAACGGGCGAAUCGAGAAGAUUCGCUGGAAACAAGCAAUAGCGUGACCUUAACUCCACUUUGGGUGGAAGAUUCUGUGAUUGGAGUUGAAGCGAAACUUCCAGCUUUUGGCACUGUGCGAACACCUCUCUGCAUUACUUAUUACAUUCGAAAUCAUUCUGAUUUUUUGAUAACACUUCACAUGACAAUGGAAGCGAGUGACGCCUUUAUGUUCGCCGGAAAUAAAGAGAUUGAUAUUUACAUUCUUCCCGAGAGCGAAAGAAAAGUCGAGUGGAUUUUACGACCUCUCGUCGCUGGAUUUGUUGCACUUCCAAAUUUAACACUCGCCGUUUCUACCGAAGAUGAACAUAAAUUGAGCAAAAACAAAUUAGCCGAAGUUUUAGAAAGAUCUUUACCAAGUCAUAUUUAUAUAAUGCCAAAAUCGCAAAUCUCCGACAAUUAGGAUUUAAAUAAAAAUAAUUCCCCCUAAAGUUCAGUUUAUAUAUUAUUAUUAUUUUUUAUUCAAUAAUUUUAUAAACUGAUCUUCGGG
Molecule: messenger RNA, 3554 nt
Organism: Leptopilina heterotoma
Lineage: Eukaryota; Metazoa; Arthropoda; Insecta; Hymenoptera; Figitidae
Gene: gry
Product: trafficking protein particle complex subunit 11
Exons: 20
Coding region: 201-3467 (1088 amino acids)
Cellular component (GO): cytoplasm
Source: RefSeq, a predicted model, not a curated record